CUUACAGGCCUGUCCCCCUCUCUCCCCAGCUGCACGGCUACAUGGAGAGCGAGCCGCUCACCCUGCAGCUGUUCAUCGGGACGGCGGACGACCGGCUGCUGAGGCCCCACGCCUUCUACCAGGUGCACCGGAUCACGGGCAAGACCGUCUCCACCACCAGCCACGAGGCCAUCCUCUCCAACACCAAGGUCCUGGAAAUCCCGUUGCUGCCCGAAAACAACAUGCGUGCGAUCAUCGACUGCGCCGGGAUCCUGAAGCUCAGAAACUCUGACAUCGAGCUCCGCAAGGGGGAGACAGACAUCGGGAGGAAGAACACGCGGGUGAGGCUGGUCUUCCGCGUCCACGUCCCGCAGCCCAACGGCCGGACGCUGUCGCUGCAGGUCGCCUCCAACCCCAUCGAGUGCUCCCAGCGCUCGGCCCAGGAGCUGCCCCUCGUGGAGAAGCAGAGCGCGGCCAGCGGCCCCGUCCUCGGCGGGAAGAGGAUGGUCCUGUCCGGCCACAACUUUCUGCAGGACUCCAAGGUCAUUUUCGUGGAGAAAGCACCAGACGGCCACCACAUCUGGGAGAUGGAGGCGAAAAUCGACGGAGCCCUGUGCAAGCCGAACUCGCUGGUGGUCGAGAUCCCGCCUUUUCGCAACCAGAGGAUAACCAGCCCCGUCCAAGUCAACUUCUACGUCUGCAACGGGAAGAGAAAGAGGAGCCAGUACCAGCACUUCACCUACCUGCCCGCCAAUGUUCCAAUCAUAAAGACGGAGCCCAGCGAUGACUACGAGCCUGCCCUCACCUGUGGACCAAUGAGCCAGGGCCUGAGCCCGCUCCCCAAGCCCUGCUACGGCCAGCCGCUCGCCCUGCCGCCCGACCCGGGCUCCUGCCUCGCGCCCGGCUUCCCGCCCCGUCCACAGAGCAGCGCCAGCCCCGAGCUCCACGACCUCUCCUGCGCCCCCUACGGCCCGGCCACGGCCGGCCCGGGCCACGGCCCCCUCGGACUUCCGCGGCCAGUCGGCGGGGUCCUCGCCGGCCAGGAGGCGCCGAGACCCGCGGGCGUGCCUCCCGGGCCCCCCCAGCCGCCGCCCCCCGCCCCGCUGCAGCCACAGGUGAGUCCGCCGUCAAGUGGUAGCUGCUCGCCGGGGUGCCGGCCAGCGCUCUGUCCCCACGGUCCCUCCUCUCCGCUGCCGCCCGGGACCCAAGAGCCGACCCACCUGCAGCCCUGCGGCCCCGCGCGCCCCCCCGGGACGGGCCACCAGCAGCACCAGCCGUCCGAGGUUCCGAGCAGCGAGCCUGCAGCCGCCCGGCCCCUGCCAGCGCCCGAGGUGCGUGAGGACAGUAAUCCUAGUCUGGCCCCCAUUCCCGUAACGGUCAAGCGAGAGCCUCAGGAGCUGGACCCGCUGGACCUGGACGACGAUUUAUAUAUAGAGCUCCCGACGGGGCCAGAGGAGGACAGGGCCAAGCCUCACUCAGAGAGCAGUCCCGCCAUGGCCUGCGUCUGGGCCCAGAAUGUCCAGGACACACCGAGCGAUGGCGCCGCCUCCUACCAGCCCGGGCGCCCCCUCCGAGGUUCAG
Physeter macrocephalus (sperm whale) is the source of this 1560-nucleotide messenger RNA. RefSeq names its product nuclear factor of activated T cells 1. The transcript has 8 exons. Gene Ontology annotation, biological process: calcineurin-NFAT signaling cascade; regulation of transcription by RNA polymerase II; cytokine production. Gene Ontology annotation, cellular component: transcription regulator complex. The record is from RefSeq and is a predicted model, not a curated record. Gene Ontology annotation, molecular function: DNA-binding transcription factor activity, RNA polymerase II-specific; RNA polymerase II cis-regulatory region sequence-specific DNA binding; transcription factor binding. NCBI's taxonomy places the organism in Eukaryota, Metazoa, Chordata, Mammalia, Artiodactyla, Physeteridae. The annotation marks the transcript as partial.